AUGAAUAUUCGAGGCAAUAGCGAUAGAAUUUUCAACCUGGUGUUGGCCAAAAUGUUCGGUUUCUAUCAAAUUUUGGACACCGAAUCAGCAACAUUUCUAGGCCGUCAUAAUGUUAACUACACAUUUUUCGUAUUUCUCAUUGUUUACGAAUGUCUCAUUUCGGCAAUUGUGUUCUUAAACGGUUUGUAUUACUGCACCAACAACAUUAUCGAGGCCAUGUUCUAUUUUGGCUUCAUGGGAAACGCGAUGUACGCAAGCUACAAAAUGUACCUCAUUCUCUACCACUCAAAAGUUAUAUGGGAUUGCUUUUCGGCCACGAAGUUCGACUUUACGUCUUACGGUGUCCAGGGCAUACAUACACUGAACAAGUGGCGAAAUCUUUCAAUUAAAUACACGAACAUAUACAUGAUGUUUUUUUUAACAUUCUUAUUCUUUUUGGUGACGGUUCCGCUGGUAUUUAGUAACACGUUUGUAACGAUGAAAAAUCACGAUGGAUCUACCAGUUCCUAUCGCCUGAGCCUUCUCUCUUUAUAUUUAUUCAUCUCGGAAGAAACUUACAACACAUAUUUUUAUGUAUUUCACACCAUCGAAUCGUCAGGCAUUGCCAUUGCUGUGUUAUUUAUACUUAUUUUCGACACUAUUGUAUAUACGUUGGUCAUCGCAUUAUCCGGUCAGUUGCAAAUGAUUUCCACUGCGUUCGAAUCGGUCGGACAUAAAUGCCUUCACUCCCCAAAUAUGAAUAUUGAUGACAAGAUGAAGUUACCUAAUGAAAAUAUAAAAUAUAUGGGUCUUAAAAAUGAAUUAAAAACACUUAUAAUAGACCAUCAGAGAGUUCUGAAGAAAUAUGAUGAAUUUUUAUCAAUAUUUCGACCAACAUUGUUACUGCAAGUAUUUGUUUUGUCGUAUACGAUCAUUUUUGUAUGUGUUUAUGAAGAAGAUAUUACGCAAUAUAUGGUAUUGACAUUGGUGAAAUCUGGUUUUUCAAUUCCUUUUUCUACUUUUCAAAUGUAUAUGUCAUGUUUUGUAUUUGAUACAUUAGAAACUAAAAAGGAUCUUAUAACAUUUGGGUUGUAUAGCUCUAAUUGGACAGAAAUGGAUAUUAAAUUUCAAAAAUUGAUUUUGUUAGCAAUGAGAAUGGCUAAUGCCCACCAGAAUAAAUUACAAUUUACAAGGACAAGAAUAAUUAACAUGGAAAUAUUUUAUCAAACUAUGCGUGUUUGUUACACAAUUGUAAAUGUGAUGCUAAAUUGUAAAAAAGAAAAAUUAUUAUGA
Molecule: messenger RNA, 1272 nt
Organism: Macrosiphum euphorbiae (potato aphid)
Lineage: Eukaryota; Metazoa; Arthropoda; Insecta; Hemiptera; Aphididae
Source: the annotation of a GenBank genome assembly